ACUUUCCCUCAACUGCAUUUCACAUUUUGCUUCAAUCACACAAAAAUGGCAACAACAAUGGCUGGCAUGAGCCUCUCGGCCCCAAGAAUCGUAGCAGGAGUAGACUCAGUGAAGGCCCAGCCCUUCAAGCCCGCCACGUGGCUGAACCAGCCAUGGAGGAGGAGCGGUACCGGAGCUGGGCGCAUGUCUGCAGUACGGCCCUUGUUCGCCGCACCAGAUCAGAUAUCUGAGAAGGUGGCGGAGAGCAUCAAGAGCGCGGAGAGUGCUUGCUCGGAAAACCCAGCGAGCGGCGAGUGCGUGGCGGCGUGGGACGAGGUGGAGGAGCUGAGCGCCGCCGCUAGCCACGCCAGGGACAAGAAGAAGACUUCUGACCCCUUGGAGGAGUACUGUAAGGACAACCCAGAAACUGAUGAGUGCCGUACUUAUGAAGAUUGAAUUUAGCAUAGCGUAAAUUCCAAAGUUUCUUCUUCUUUUCUUUUCUUUUUUUAUUAAGGACAAAAAAAAAGGUUUAAGUAAUUAGCUGCUGUUAUAUGAUGAAAUGAUGAUGAUGACGCACUUUGUGUUUGUUAAAUUAAUCUUCCAUGAAGUAUAUUAUUUUGGUGAUGAUUAUCAUUAUUACUUUUAUUAAUUAAGAUUAUUAUAUUGAUACAA
Molecule: messenger RNA, 651 nt
Organism: Humulus lupulus (European hop)
Lineage: Eukaryota; Viridiplantae; Streptophyta; Magnoliopsida; Rosales; Cannabaceae
Product: calvin cycle protein CP12-1, chloroplastic
Exons: 1
Coding region: 46-435 (129 amino acids)
Biological process (GO): negative regulation of reductive pentose-phosphate cycle
Cellular component (GO): chloroplast
Source: RefSeq, a predicted model, not a curated record